CCAGCUCCCGCGCAGCCAGCCUCGCUCCGCACGCCACGGGAGGGGGAAAAGACAAAGUGCAAAUGAAAGCCGCAACCAACAUCAGCUACUCUGGAAACAACAGCAACUGCACCAGCGAUAACAAAAUCAGUCAAGUCAUUUUUCCUUUGCUUUAUACAAUUCUGUUCCUGGUGGGCAUCACCAUGAAUGGCCUGGCAAUGUGGGUCUUUUUUAAAGUAUCCAGUAAAUCCAAUUUCAUCAUCUUCCUCAAGAACACUGUCAUUUCUGACUUCCUCAUGAUCUUGACUUUUCCAUUUAAAAUCCUUAGCGAUGCAAAGUUGGUAUCAUGGGUACUGAGGGGAUUUGUCUGCCAGGUCACUCAGGUGGUAUUUUACUUCACCAUGUACAUUAGCAUUUUGUUUCUUGGUCUAAUAACUAUCGAUCGCUAUCGGAAAGCCGCUUCGCCGUUCAGAACAUCAACACCAAGGAAACUGUUAGGUGCCAAGAUCCUGUCCAUGGCAAUCUGGAUAUUCAUGUUUGCUCUUUCAUUACCCAACAUGAUUCUAUCAAACAAGGAGAAAACGUCUAAGAACGUAAAAAAGUGUGCUCUCUUGAAAUCCGAGUUUGGCUUAGUCUGGCAUGAAAUUGUAAACUAUAUUUGUCAACUUAUCUUCUGGGUUAAUUUAGCAGUCGUGGUUGUAUGCUACAUACUCAUAAGUAAGGAACUGUACAAAUCCUAUAAAAGGACAAGAUGCACGGGAAAGGCAUCCAAAAAGACUGUAAAUCUGAAGGUUUUCAUCAUUAUCGCAGUGUUCUUUAUCUGUUUUGUGCCGUUCCACUUCACCAGAAUCCCCUACACGUUGAGCCAAACGAGAGACGUCUUCGAGUGCUCCGCCCAGAACACCUUGUUUUACCUGAAGGAGAGCACGCUGUGGCUGACAUCGCUCAACGCUUGCCUCGAUCCAUUCAUAUACUUUUUCCUUUGCAAAUCCUUCAGAAAGUCCUUGCUAGACAUGCUGCGCAAGCACACGGCACCCUCAGUACUCAGAGCACAGCUGAAGGAGCAGAACGAAGGCGAUGACACGGACGAGACACCGCUCUAGAGCUAAGAACCGCCCACACCCCUUCUUGGCCACAUGCAUUUAUUGGUGGCAGUAGCAGCACGAAUCCUGAGGAAGAAUACCUAGAAUGCCACCGGCUUUUUUAGAAAUUGUCCCACCAACGAAGCACAAGCACCCUGGAACCAUCCUGAAUAAAAGAGGAGCAGGAUCGGAUCCCAGCCUCCACCCUGUCAGAACUGCUAGGAAAAAGUCUGAACUUAUAGUAGGAACUGUAAGAAAA
Messenger RNA from Athene cunicularia (burrowing owl), 1320 nucleotides. It is a transcript of the gene P2RY12, whose product is annotated as purinergic receptor P2Y12. Gene Ontology annotation, biological process: G protein-coupled receptor signaling pathway; blood coagulation. NCBI's taxonomy places the organism in Eukaryota, Metazoa, Chordata, Aves, Strigiformes, Strigidae. The record is from RefSeq and is a predicted model, not a curated record. Bases 63 to 1082 code for a protein of 339 amino acids. The transcript has 2 exons. Gene Ontology annotation, molecular function: G protein-coupled purinergic nucleotide receptor activity. Gene Ontology annotation, cellular component: membrane.